AUGGACGCGGACGCGGUCCACGGGGCGGCGACGGAUGGGAAAAAAUUCCUCGACGUCUCCGACGACGAUGCGGCGUCGGAGACGUCGUCGACGGUCCCGGGCGACGACGCGUUCGAGCGGCUCCUCGCGCGCGCGAUGGACGCGGACGCGGUCCACGGGGCGGCGACGGAUGGGAAAAAAUUCCUCGACGUCUCCGACGACGAUGCGGCGUCGGAGACGUCGUCGACGGUGAAGAAUGAGGAUGAUUUCAAUGAUUCGAAUCCAUCGCCGCGUGCGCUGUGCGCGCGAUGGACGACGACGGCGCGGUUCGGGGAGAAGGCGCGCGCGCGCGCGCUCUUGGAUCGAUGGGCGCGAACGAUCGGUGCGGAGGCGGGGAUCGCGCGCGAGCGGUUUGAGAUCUCGAGCGGGUACGUGGGGGGGAAAGAAUCGACGUUGGAGAUGACCGUGCGUGGAUUCAGAGGGUUGGGUGAGGUGGAGACGUUCUUCGCGCGCGUGCCGAGAGGGAAACACGUCGAGUGGGGGAAAGCGUUCGCGACGUGCGUGGUGGAUGGAUCGCCGGAGUGGGUGGUGAUGGAGACGCGGGGGGUUGGAGUGGGGGUGGGGGGGGACGAGAAAGGAGACGCGGACGCGGCGCGCGACGCGCCGGCGGAGACGGAGACGAAGACGGAUUACGAAGACGUGGACGAGAGCGCGUUGGUUCCGGGGACGACCCUUCCGGACGGUCGGUACGUCAUGAUGGAUUGGAAGGGGGAGCCGAUGUUGAUCAACCCUGGGGAUAAGAUGCCGAGGUUCUGA
Ostreococcus tauri is the source of this 795-nucleotide messenger RNA. RefSeq names its product unnamed product. The coding region runs from base 1 to 795 and encodes 264 amino acids. NCBI's taxonomy places the organism in Eukaryota, Viridiplantae, Chlorophyta, Mamiellophyceae, Mamiellales, Bathycoccaceae. The transcript has a single exon. The record is from RefSeq and is a predicted model, not a curated record.